GACUAGACAAGUUUCGCCAUUAGCACUGCGAAAUUGAAAUGCAUUGAGCCAUGUAGAGCGCAACGUUUUCAUUUCUGUUUGGUGUUUCGUUGGGAAUUCUCCUGAUUUUAUUACUAUUGGAUUGUAGGCAUGGAUCAGAAUGUUAGCUCUACGAAAAACCUGGUUUAUACACAAAGCUUAAGUCAUGAUCAACUGCAGAACAAUCGCGCGGCAUUGGCCCGUCGACUUCAAUUUCGACGACCAAGACAAGACCUUAUUAAUCAAGGAAUCAUGCCAGCUGUCUCCGCUGCUCCUAUUAUACUGCAACAAAAGUCAAGACUCGAGAAGGCGAAGAAAAUUGACAAUUUACAAAGAAAAAUUCGAGUUCGCCCGGACAGAAAUCAGCUUAUUCAAAGGCAUAUACUUGAAGAUUCGAAUGCAGAUCCUUCCAUUCAAGUAGCAGCCAUUAGCUUGAAGAGGAAGAAGCUUCAAGAUAACCUGAAUGAGCGUCUACUCAUGCGCCCUGGGCCUUUGGAACUUGUCAAUAAAAAUAUACUUCAUCCCAAUUCAAUAGUAGGUCAUGCUAUAAAAGAAGGUGCUGUGGAAUACGCCGAUACCAAAGACUCCAUACAUAUUAUUAAUGCUCUAUCUCCACCAGAGUCUUUAAAUGAUGAGUCUCCCCAGCCAUCUCCGGAUAACAUCAGUCUUGGUUCUCCCUCGUCACCUUUAUUUCACCCCGCUUCACACUUCGAGCCACCAUUUAAGGCUACACCCCAGCUUGCCACCACCAACCAAUCCAUGUCAAACAGCAUUAAGCCAAAGGACGUAACGAGGCGCAAGAAACAGAACAAGAGUAAAUUCAAGAAGUACAAAUAUCACGAAUAUCGGCCACCCAACAUGGAAGGGAACAGCUCAAAAUGUGAUAGCAACUCUCUACCAGCCGAUUCACCAUAUGCUCUUCUCUUGGAACAGCAACAAAAGUAUUUGCAGCUACAGGUACUCUGCCAGAAUUAUCCCCAGACUUUUUUGCCGCUACUGCCGACAAUGCAGAAAUCUGACCAGGUAGAAACCCCCCCGGCCGAAAAACCGAUGAAAAUUGAGGAGAUGAGGGUGAUUGACUUGAGGAAUGAAUUGAAAAGCCGGGGGUUACCCGUAUCCGGUUCAAAAAAUAACUUGAUGGAGAGGUUGAAAUCGGCAAAUGCUCAAGGUUCGGGAAAUUCCUCCAACAUUACUAGUUCUGUUACGCAGAUAACUCAGACGACACCGGUCCCUGUUGCACCAAGGACGACACUUACACGGUCAACGUCUGUACCAAACGGGGUUUCAUUGGUCAAUUCGUUGGGUACGGCUAAAAUAUUAAAUGACGCUGAAAAAAUGCUGCAAGAACAAAACAUAAGCGUUGACGAGAUUCAGCAAAAGAUUCAGCAAUUACAACAUCUCAAUCUCCAGUUGCAGUUACAACAUUUAGAUAUCAAGAACCAAAAAGGCAAGCCAUUACAGCCGACCAGCCAAGCGGCAGUUCUGCCAGCCAGCCAACUGUCAAAUUUACCUGCUAACCAAACGGGAAGUUUUUCCCAAGCAAAUGGUCAGCGAGAGACAGUGACAUCGCAAGAACAAAGUGUUGGAGAAACCAUAAAGAAGCACGUGCAACAACUAAAGCAUAUAAAUUCUCCACCUCAGCAACUACAACAUCUACAAAACAAUGAACAAAUACAACAAGUACAGCAACAAGAACUGCAACAACAACAACAGCAACAGUUACAGCAACAACAGCAACAACUUCAACAAAGACAGCAACAAUUACAGCAACCGCAACUUAAACAACAGCAACACGUCAUUGCUAAGCACGCGCCACUCGAACACAAGAAACAACUACAACAAAGGCAGUUACAGCUGAAACAACUCGAACAUCAACAGCAGUAUCAGCAACAUAUAAAACAACAGCAACUUCAGCAACAACAACUGCUACAACUGCAACAACAGCAGCAACAACAACAACGUUUACAGACAAACAAUCAGCUGAAUCAGCAGCAUUUACUCUACAAUCAUUUGGCGACCUCUCAGGCUUCAAUUGACAUGAAAACAAAAGUAAGUGAAAAUAAUGUGGUUACAUCACUUCCGCCACCUCAGCAAUGUCAAGUGUCGAUUUCCGGUACACCAUUGCUACACUCCUCGCCAUUGGUGUGCAAUACCAAUUGCAAUGGAACCCAAUUACAGCAAUCUUCGGAAAGUACUGCACCCAAUGUGAACUCAGUGCAACUGCACAAUGUAAUCCAUUUCAAACAACCAGGGAAACCAGUCAUUUUUUUGCAAAGGCCAAAGCAACAACAACUACGUGCGCAACGGCUGUUUAGCCCUACGGAAAAACAACUUCCGAGCGAUCUGAGCAACGAUAUCUUUUUCCAGCAAAUGACUCGGCCAAAUUCCCUCUCACUCCACCACAGUGAUGUAAAUAUGGAGCAAGAAUCAAACUGGACGUCGUUAAUUGAGGGCGAAACUCGAUCGUCAAGUAGCUCUCCUACGCCGGUUGAGCGCUCUCCUCCGCCUUAUUUUGAAGCGGUUGCAGGCCGGCUAAGUCCCCGAUGUUCCAGCAAUGGUCCAUUUCCUAAACUUCACUCAAGAACGAGCAGUGUCGGUACCUUUUCAUCGCUAGGACAUCGCAGGUCACUUUCGGUGCCCACUGUCAACAAUAGCAGCGGCUUACCUCAAGAAAUGCAAAAAGAACAACAAAAGUCCGGCUCUGCUAUGUGUCUGGACUUCCCUGAGGCCGAGGAAAUGAAUAAUAUUGCGGAUAAUUAUCACGGCAUUACGCAGGAAUUACAGAAGGCCAUGAUGAUCGAAUCCCAGAAUAGUCCGGACAAUCACAACGCUGAUUUGCUUGAUAUUUUAGGAGUUGAUACACGAAUUUCAUCAAGUGCAACUGCUGGUGAUGGACUUACAUCCAGUAUUUCAAAUGGUUAUUCUCAGUCAUCGUUACCAGUUUCCUCUUCUAGUGUUGAGGCAUCAACGUCGUUUACCCAUCCCAAUUCCCCCAAGCUACUCAAAUCACCUACGACAAGUCUGCCGUCUUACCAAGAAGCCGUGCAGAAUACAAUUUGUGCUUCGUCCCCCGCGGCGGUAAACUUUAAUUCAAGCGAACUGUUAAGUGAAAUGCAUGAGCACAGUGCCCCUUUGAAUAUUGUCCAUUCGCAACCGAAAAUGUCCUCCCAAAAUAUGGACGGCUGCCUGUUAGCAAGUUGCAAUUCUCCGAUGCGCGUUGAUGAAGACGACGUUGACCUAAGGAACGUAUUGUACGCGAACGGAUACCGAAGAGACAGCUUCGACAACCUUCGGACGCACACUAUGCAUAAUACUUCAAUUUAUCACGUCAAUCCAUGUGACAUAUUUGGUAACCCUACUGAUGGUGGUUUGAUUAAACAAGGAGAGGCAGGUCUAGCGUUUAUAGAUGUGGAUACGGGAAAUUCUGAGUUUCCUGAAUCUAUGGACUUAGGGGAACAAUGAUUCGGGGAUAUCUGUCAAUGUUAUAUCAGGUAUAACGUUCAGCCAUUGACAGUUACAUAACUAUAUGUAUGAUGACAAUCCCAUCAUCAUUAGAGCGUCGAAGUAGCGUGGACGUACACAGAGCUUGUAAAACAAGGCCGAUCAUUAACCAAUGUCCAGUUUUUUCAUGUGGUGAAUUUUACGCGCUUGCAGUAAAAUACAUUUUGGAUUGGCUGGCAGUAGCCUGACGUCAUCGGUAGAGAAAAAAUGACGUGCUGUACAUUAAUGAUCAUUUCACGACCAAGAAAUUAUCUGAAACCUUUACUGCAAAUGGUGUUUUCGAACUGAAAAUUUCUAGUUUUUGCUUGAUACCAGUGUCAGAACACUUGGCAAACAUAUCUUUAAAAAUGCCAAUUGAGAUUUAUUUUCAUACAACAGCCUAAACAUGUUAUUGACAUUUUUCUUAUGCAGCGCGUAUUUAAAGUUCACCAUAUGUAAAAAACCUGGUUUACCUCAUACAGAGAAGACGUUUGAUUAGUUUAUAUGCAUGAAGUGGGGAGAUGAGGGUCGGAAUCGCUUACUCUCAUUCCGCAGUCACAUGUAUAACCUGACCGAAAAAUUCAUGAAGGGCUAGACGAAUGUACGAGCGUACUUGCCUGGCAGCAACAUGGCGGCUGGUUACGUCAAUGUUCUUUGUCAUUUUCGCCGCCCAUUAGUUUCUUCACCCACUGUGUGUUGUAGAUACAGAUGUGGACAUAUAUGGUCACGAGCAGGCCGAAUUAGUCUGACAUAAUUAUAUGAUGUGUCGGACAGUUAUUUUCUAUGGAGCAGGGGGGGCGGAGGGUUCUAUGUACAUGUAACAAAUAUCAAACCCAGUCGAAUGUAUUGUUUGUGAAAGUAAUGAAUGUAAAGUUUUUGAAAGCUUACAUAUUUCGAUGACAUAUGUGAAAGAAUCAAGAUUAGUAAUUUAUGCCGCCUGCUUAAUAGAGUGAGCUCAAAUGGCCGGCCGUCAAAGAUCUUCCGAAACUGCUGUUUUUAAGUGCUUGAUAUUGCUCGGAGAACUAAUUCUUUGGCAUCUUAUGUGCUUUUCUUUUGAACGUAAGUGCGCGGUUUUUCUGUUAUUCAUUUUUUUUUACUUUGAAAAUUUUAAAAUGAAGCAGCUAACUGUACCAAGGCGGAGAAUUAUUUUGAUUGUAGGAAGAUCUUUGAAUCGGUUUCGCAUGUUAUUGUUGCUGGCGGUAAAAUUAUAAGAUUUUGUCAAGAUUUCUGACUGUCACCGUGUUUUAAAAAUCACUUUUUAUCGCGGCUUGAAGCCGGUAACAAAGUAUUGAGUACUUUAAAAUUGUAAAUAGUUAUUUUCGCUAUCGUGUAAAGAAAUUAAAUUUUGACAUGCGCACAUUUGCGCGGUA
This is a messenger RNA of Xenia sp. Carnegie-2017, 4868 nucleotides long. RefSeq names its product myocardin-related transcription factor B-like. The coding region runs from base 130 to 3480 and encodes 1116 amino acids. NCBI's taxonomy places the organism in Eukaryota, Metazoa, Cnidaria, Anthozoa, Malacalcyonacea, Xeniidae. The record is from RefSeq and is a predicted model, not a curated record. The transcript has 7 exons.